UCAACCUUCUGGACUUUGGCCUUGUCAAAUGUUGAAGGCCUGUGUGUGUAAAGGUUCAGCCGAGUGAACACAUGUCUCAUUGCACACUGGCUGACUGUGGACCUGGAGCUCAGGCUAAACAGCAAGGAAAUGUCCAGCAUGAUCCCUGUGCUCCUGACGGGGCUCUGCUUCCUGUUACUCAGCCCCACCGGUUGUAGUGGCAGCAGGAUUCUGGUAGUCCCUGUAGAUGGCAGCCAUUGGAUCAACAUGGAGGUGCUGCUAAGGGAGCUGCACGCCAGAGGCCACAACAUCACUGUGCUGCGCUCUGCGAAGAGUUGGUACAUCCCUAGUAACUCUACAAUUUUUACCUCUAUCAACGUGCCCAUGCUGGAGGAUGAGGCAGACAUGAACUACUACAAUAAAAUGCUCCUAGAUGUCAUGGAAUGCCGAAGGUUGCCGACGUUUGUACGAACCUUCUGCCAACGGCACUUGAUCACAUCCAUGUUGACAACAGGCCACGAGAUCCUUGCCAGAGCAGCUGCUACAAUGAUAGAUGAUCCUGUUUUCAUAAAGAAGCUGCAAGAUGAAAAGUUCGACUUAAUGUUAACAGACCCCGCUCUCACCUUAGGGGUUCUUCUGGGUAGUUACCUCAAGCUGCCAAUGGUCUUCAAUGUGCGCUGGAUUAAUAAUGGGGAGGGCCAUUUCACCAUAGCUCCCUCUCCUGUCUCCUAUGUUCCCGUGCCAGGGAGUGAACUUCAUGAUCAGAUGGAUUUUCUGCAAAGGAUCAGUAAUAUGUUGCAUUAUCUCCUUAGUGUUGUUGAACAGCUCUUAAUCAUCAACCCCGCCUACGCCGAUCUACUCCAGCGGCACUUCCCUCCCGGAACUGACUUGCUGUCUUUGCAGCUUUCAGGUGAUAUCUGGCUGGUGAGGACGAAUUUUGUCUUUGAGUUCCCUCGGCCCACCAUGCCCAACCUGGUCUACAUAGGGGGUUUCCAGUGCAGACAGGCCCAGCCCCUCCCUGCCGAGCUCGAGGCCUUCAUGCAGAGCUCUGGGGAGCAUGGAGUGGUGGUCAUGUCCUUGGGGACGCUGGUGUCGGCCCUGUCUCAUGAGGUCACAGAGGCCAUCGCUGCUGCUUUUGCUCAGCUGCCUCAGAAGGUAGUGUGGAGGUUCGUGGGCGAAAAGCCUUCCUCCCUGGGCAACAACACCCUGCUGGUGAAAUGGCUACCUCAGAACGACCUCCUGGGACACCCCAAGACUCGUGCAUUCGUAGCCCACGGAGGUACCAAUGGCAUGUAUGAAGCUAUUUACCACGGCGUUCCGGUUGUGGGCCUGCCUCUCCUCUUUGAUCAAUUUGACAACGUACACCGGCUGAAAGUGCGUGGCGCAGCUAGAGUGGUAGAGGCCAAAUCACUCACCAAAGAGGACUUCCUGGAGGCUCUCAAGGACAUCCUGGAGACUCCCUCAUACCGUAACAACAUGCAGCGUCUCUCACAGCUACAACACGACCAACCGAUACCUCCUAUGGACACCGCCAUCUUUUGGACUGAGUAUGUUAUCAGGAACAAAGGAGCAGCCCAUCUGCAGUCAGCAGGUUUUAAACUGCCUUGGUAUACCUACCUCAGCCUGGAUGUGGCUGUUUUUAUUAUGGCCCUGGUUGGAUUCUUCGUCUGGUGUUUAGUCUUAGUUUGUAGGAUUCUCUGCUGUCGAAGGUCCAGGAGGAAGAUAAAAGGAGAGUAACAGAUUCAAAACCAAGUUCAAGUCAUACAUAGUGACUCAAGAAUCCAGGGAUAAGUGAACUUUAACCAUGAUCUGAAGAAGAAACAACAGGCCUCUAUUUAUUGUGUUGCAGAGAUAUCUACUGAGGUUAGCUUGCUAACCAAGUCCUGUCUCCUAAUACCAUUUUAUACCUCAAGAGGAGAUAGCCCAGCUUUUUUAGCUGGGAGAUGUAUGCAAUGACUUCAUGACUUGCCAAGACGAGUUUUACUGUCUCGUUUCCUCAUUGUAAAAAAAAAAAAAAGAAAAAAAAGAUAGA
Acanthopagrus latus (yellowfin seabream) is the source of this 2011-nucleotide messenger RNA. RefSeq names its product UDP glucuronosyltransferase 5 family, polypeptide G1 (gene ugt5g1). The record is from RefSeq and is a predicted model, not a curated record. NCBI's taxonomy places the organism in Eukaryota, Metazoa, Chordata, Actinopteri, Spariformes, Sparidae. Gene Ontology annotation, molecular function: UDP-glycosyltransferase activity. Bases 130 to 1716 code for a protein of 528 amino acids. The transcript is spliced from 2 exons.